Carlito syrichta (Philippine tarsier) is the source of this 575-nucleotide messenger RNA. Its product is annotated as G-protein coupled receptor 182-like. Gene Ontology annotation, molecular function: G protein-coupled receptor activity. Gene Ontology annotation, cellular component: membrane. Lineage: Eukaryota; Metazoa; Chordata; Mammalia; Primates; Tarsiidae. Gene Ontology annotation, biological process: G protein-coupled receptor signaling pathway. The annotation marks the transcript as partial. The transcript has a single exon. The record is from RefSeq and is a predicted model, not a curated record.
CCUGCUGGUCGGAAUGUCAGCCAGACCCAACCCGGGGCCGGGCCCCUCCGAGGGGCCCACUGCAGUGCCUGACAAUGACCUUGGGGAGAUUCACAACUGGACCGAGCUGCUCUACUUCUUCAACCACUCUCUGUCCGAGUGCCAGCUGGAGCUCAGCGAGAACACCAAGCGCGUGGUCCUCUUUGUUCUCUACCUGGCCAUGUUCGUGGUGGGGCUGGUGGAGAACCUCCUGGUGAUCGGCGUCAACUGGCGCUGCUCAGGGCGGGCGGGGCUGCUGAACCUCUACGUCCUCAACAUGGCCAUCGCGGACCUGGGCGUCAUCCUGUCCCUGCCCGUGUGGAUGCUGGAGGUCACGCUGGACUACACCUGGCUCUGGGGCAGCUUCUCCUGCCGCUUCACCCACUACUUCUACUUCGCCAACAUGUAUAGCAGCAUCUUCUUCCUGGUGUGCCUCAGCGUGGACCGCUACAUCACCCUCACCCGUGCCUUCCCGUCCUGGCAGCGCCACCAGCACCGAGGGCGGCGGGCCGUGUGUGCCGGCGUCUGGGUCCUCGCGGCCAUCAUCCCGCUGCCCG